Molecule: messenger RNA, 1320 nt
Organism: Funneliformis mosseae
Lineage: Eukaryota; Fungi; Glomeromycota; Glomeromycetes; Glomerales; Glomeraceae
Source: the annotation of a GenBank genome assembly
AUGGAUAAAAAAAUAUUGCCAAUUCCUGCAGAUAAAGUCAAGUUUAUCAGAGGAAUUAAGAAUAGUAAUAUUCGUCAUAUAGAAAAUAAAUCUGGUGCCAAUAUCAGGAUAACUACAUAUAAACAACAAGCUACAGCAGUUAUCACUGGUGAUGCAAAGCAACGUACAAUUGCCGCAAAUCUAAUUAGAAAACAACUUGAUACGGCGUUCGUCCUUCCCACAAUCGGAUUUAACAUCUUGGAAUUAAAUGAUGUAACUGAUGUUAAUAAAGCUAAAUUCCAAUUUGUGAAAUUUGAAGGAGAUGAUGUAAAUGCUCAUUCAAGAAAUAGAAUACAAUAUUUCGUUAAAUCCAUAAAAGAGACCGAAGAUGAUUCUGAUAAACGAGAGACUUCAGAAAUCGAUGAUCUCAUAGAUUCAUUUGAUCAAAAUCUUGAUAUUUCUUCAGAUAGUGGUUUCACCGUAUCUGAAAAAUUAGAUGAUUGUUAUAGUAAAAUUUUUUCCCAGCUUUCAAAAGCCGAUCCAACUGACUUCGAAUCAAAAGAGAUACGUUUAAAUCUCUUUUUCGGUCGCCAAUUAUAUUCUGACAUUCGUAAAGAUAUUUUUAAUGCCAAAGAAUGGACAAAGUUUAGGCAUGGUUCGCAUGGAAGAGGAAUUCGUACAUCUUUCCAACAUCAUGCACCUCAAAUUUUGGAAAAAAUUGAUUUACUCCAAGAUAAGUUCGGAUUUGAAGAAAAUAAGCAAAAGAAAAUAACUCCUGACGAUAAAGGGAGCAUCACGAUAUAUUUUAAGCAAGAUUCGACCGGGAGAAAGUUUAAAUUGCAUUGGAACCCUGAAGAGAAUUUAUGGAAAAUAACCAAAUUCGUGCGAGAUACCAAUCGACUUGCGAUUUUGGAUAUAAUCUCUGGUACCGAAGCUCCAGAUUGUAGGUUCCUGUUAAAGACUUCUUAUGAUAUACCUAUCGCGUAUAAGUUCAAAAGAAUCAUUGAUGAAAUACAAUCCAAGGGACCUUUAGAAUUGAAAGAUGGAAUGUGGUUUCGAACUAAAGAUUUUGAUGGGAAGCUUGAAAGGGUUGAAUUACGUCAAACCGUAUCAAAAAGACGAUUCUUCAACCAAGAUUUCCAAAUUUCUAUUGUUUCUAUUAAACAAGAAUCAAAUGGGGAAAUAUCAACCCAACAAACGAUCAAUCUUAAAAAUCGAAGUUGGAGACCUGUAGAAAAUAUUGAUAAUAAUCUUAGGUUACAUUAUGAUGAAGAAGAAAUAGGCAGUACAAUCCGUGGAACCAUCGAAUUUGCUAGGGACAUAAUGAAAGCCUUAGCAUAA